AUGCCAUCCGAACUAUCCUCAAACAACCCAACAUCGACAACAAGCAAGAUCAAGAAGACGGGAAUUAUCAAAGAUAAUCGACCCGGUCUAUUAGACGAUAUGGUAUUUUACAUGCACGAGUACAUGGGGAAUUAUAUGGGUCAGGGAAGACACAGGUUUGAAGUGAAACGGGAGAUAUUGGCAAAAGGCGGUCAAAUAGUCUAUUCACCCACUGAUCCAUCCGUCACUCACAUACUUGUUCCUCCAGAUCGUGAAGCCCGUCAAAGAUCGGAGGAUUCAUCAAGUAUACUCAACCUACGGGAAAUCCAGAACCAAACUUACAAUACAAAAACCAAGGAAGAGGUAGCAUUUUGGGAUAUCCCAAAAUUGGUGUUAUUCUUCGGCCAACACCUGAACGAAGAUGGAGAGAUCAUCAAGGAUGCGGAAGUACCUGUGUUGAGAAUGGGGUGGAUAUUGAGAUGUGUGAAGAAAAGAAGGAUAUUGGUACAUGAGGAUGGAGAUUGGGAUGGACAGUUUCUCAGAGCUCGUAUAUUUCCCGAUUUCCAUGCCAAGCCCAGACCCGACGCACGGCCGAUCCAGGCUAUCGAGAUGGGUGGUCAAGGAGUCUCAAGAGAACAUCUGGAUUUUGCCCGGCAAAUGAGCUCAGGAGGAUCAAUGACAUACAACGCAAGGCCUAUCAAUCCUUCUGCUCCUACAUCAGCUUAUCAACCUAGGAGACACCUAGUCAAGGAUGAGAUACGCGAUCAAGCGUACCCACCCAAGGACUGGACUCGAACGAUCCCAAUGGGCGCCAAAGUCAAUCGAUGGAGUGCACUGACCAACGCACAAGAGACUUCAAAAAAACCUCAAUCUCCCGUACACGUAUUCCCCAAGGCUGACCAACUAUCUGUAUCAGUAUCUGCGGAAAGCGUGAUUGAUACUCAAAAAUUAUCGUCAAGGCAGAACUGUGUCGGAACAGCAGUAAUCAACGAGCAUCAAUCGCCUGUUGUAAACUCUCUGAAGAAAUCAUCCAGUCAAUCGUCCAGUCCUCAACACACUUGCGGACCCGAGCCGAAGCGCAGUGAAGCCAACAUCAACGAGACUCAUGUCCCCAUGACACCUAUCUCCUCUUUUGGACCUAUAUCUCACGAUCAGCCAGAUCAGACACAACAGCCAAAUAGAAAACGAGAGAGUCCUUUGGAUAUGCCGCCUCUAGCUUUAGAUCCCAGACAACACUUAAAACGAAGGAAGAUACAGGAUUUGGCAGAGACAAAAGUCACAGAGGACGAAAGGCCACCGACUCCUCCUCUUCCUGAGGAGAUGCAGACGAUUCUUCCAAUUGUCCAUCAAGCAAAGAGCAAACUUCCGUCUCCGCCCGAAACAUCCCCGAACAUACAAGUGACAGGAGCAAGUCCUGUUGGGACCCGGGCGAAGCAAAUCAUGGAUAAUUCUCAAAGUGUAAAUUCAAGAUCUGGCGCCAAAUCCAAAUCUGUCACUCCCUCUUCAAGCUCGAGGAUAACGCAAGCGUCACCCGCCAUCCCGCGCAGCACCAGUAAGAUAUUCUUUGCCAAUGGUCGUCCUAUGACCUUUAACGUACAUCAAGGUAAUUUUGCAACGCAAUUCCUUAUUCAGAGCGGAGGAGGUGUGAUUAUGCCGAUAGAACACGCCUCGACUAUAAUCUUUGAUAGAAAGAGCUCGAAGCAGCCUUGUACAGCCGAAGAGGAGGAUGUUUUAGAUGGAGUCGAAUUAAGAGGAGAAUGGCAGGUGGUGGUCUCCUCUAAAUGGAUCGAAGACUGUUUGCGAAACGGCAAGCAGAUCGAGGAUCCUAAUUAUAGGAUCACCAAAGUUCCCCAAAGCGUGGCCAUUCCUGAAGAUUACACGGAACACGAAGGAAGACCAGACCAUGAUACCAUGGAUGUGGACUAUAAUAGUGAUGAAGAGGAGAGUGUGAUCUGCUUGAGUGAGAAUAGACCUGCCCUAGCGGUCAGACCUAGAAUUGAACCAGCAAAGCGGGAAGAACGAAAACCUGUAGUCGAUUCUCACUUGCUUCCAAGAAUGCAAAACCCAUCGGCAGGACCCUCACUUCGUAGUACAGCAAUUCAGACCUGCAAGGCGGACAGAUCGAGAUCAUCAUCCCAUAAUCAGAGACAUAAUAAUCAUUUGGUCAAGUCUCAUAAGAUAAGCGGAGGAACGACGGGUCUCAAAGGGAUUAAAAUUUUGGAGGAAAGAAAGGAACGCUCUUCAAACACAUCAAAAGGAGUGAGAAAGGUGACCGGAUCAAAGUCAUCAGUUCAAGGAAUAGAUCAAUCAGUGAAUAUACUAGUUGAGGAAAUGAGGUGUUGGAACCCGAAGAAUUGUCGAAGAACGAAAUUUCUGAAUGAAUUGACCAAAAAACGUCCGGAACGUCAUUGGAGAAAAUUCUUUGACAGACAUCGAUCAAAGAUAUUGUCGAGGUUCGACCAGUUGGGAUAUAUUUAUCCGGAUACAAAUACGAUCAAAAUGAAAAUGCAAAAGAAGAAACAAGAGGAAGAAAGAGAAGAUGAUGAUGAUGAUUUGGAGGAAUUGAUCAGUGAUCAUGAGGAGGAUAGCAUUUAUGAACCUUCGGUGAACUAA
Messenger RNA from Kwoniella mangroviensis CBS 8507, 2592 nucleotides. RefSeq lists its product as uncharacterized. The record is from RefSeq and is a predicted model, not a curated record. NCBI's taxonomy places the organism in Eukaryota, Fungi, Basidiomycota, Tremellomycetes, Tremellales, Cryptococcaceae. Bases 1 to 2592 code for a protein of 863 amino acids. The transcript has 8 exons.